This is a messenger RNA of Styela clava, 2386 nucleotides long. RefSeq names its product mediator of RNA polymerase II transcription subunit 17-like. Gene Ontology annotation, biological process: regulation of transcription by RNA polymerase II. The record is from RefSeq and is a predicted model, not a curated record. Gene Ontology annotation, cellular component: mediator complex; core mediator complex. NCBI's taxonomy places the organism in Eukaryota, Metazoa, Chordata, Ascidiacea, Stolidobranchia, Styelidae. Gene Ontology annotation, molecular function: transcription coregulator activity.
UCUAAUCUUUACAGAAUUAACACAACAAUAGAUACCAUGAAUAACAUUGCAAAUAAUUUUCCAAUGGAGAAGUCUGUACCGAAUGUGAUGCUGUCUGUGGAAUCACUUCCCGAAAGUAAGGUGCAAGAAAUAUCACUAAAUGGUACUGAAACUUACUUCAAAACAUUAACAAUGUCUGAGAAUCUUUGUAAAAUGGCAACCAAAAUUGACUUUCUCAAUACUGAAGAGGAUAGUAAAGAAGAGGAUGAUAGUGAAGUUCAUACAUCGUCUUUUCAAACUCAACGAUGGCCUUGGGAAAGUAUUCGUAACCACCUUCAGCAAGCUCUUACAGAGAUUAAUGUCCUAACUGAUGUGUUGACGAUUACACAAAAUAAGGGACCACCAAAAAACGAGGCAACCAUGACUGAAGGCGGAAAAUAUAUGAUGUUCGAUCAUGCUCGAAAAGAAGGUACAACAGCAGUAAAAUUGAGUCAACAAUUACCGACAAAGAAAAAGGGACUGAAUGCAGCUGCUGAUAUACUCUUGAAGGGUGAGAAAAGUCUGAGAAACGCCGGAGAAGAGGUUGUGCCUGAUCUUGGAUACCAUUUUCAUCUUCUCAAACUUCGGAAGUAUUGGAGAAUUCGUAAAGUUGGAUCUAAGGUACUUGGUGAUUUUAGUUAUCGGACAACUGGCUCUGAUUACGGGCACCCAGGCAACUUUGAAGUGAUCAAAGCCACAACUGAUGAUGCAGAUUCUGAAGAAACCAAAAGCUCCAUGCCAUAUUCGUUCCCACAAAAGCCCUUAGAUAGAGUUUCUCAACAACCAGGGCUUAAAGUGAUCAUUGGUGCUGAUUUAAAAUCUUCGACAUGCAUUCGUUUGUGCCUCAAAAACAGCGGAGAAUCAGAUAUUUCCAUUGACCUUCCAAAUUCACCCCAUUUCGACAGCCUUAUAAUUCCAAAUGAACCAGAAUGGCAUAAGACAUUGAGUAAUGCCCAGAAUACUCUUUUGUGCCGAGAAUUGUUUAACAAGCUUGCGAAAGAAGCUGUACAGCUGAAGACUAGUGCAACGGUAAUUCCCUUUUCUGUGGUGGGCAGUAAAAUAAGCACAAAAAUAUUCCCUGAAAUGGAAUUUUCUAUAGAGCUCAUUAAGAAAAAUUUGAAUGAAACAUCCCAUCAAAAUCUGCCCCGAAAAGCAAUCAGAACCGAAGGGCAUGGUAUAUUUAGUCUAAAACUGGCAUCUAUUAAGCUUUUACUUGAUCAACACAAAAAGAUGUUCAAGGUACCAGCUCCCCAUCCUGUGACGGCGACGUUUGGUCUCUCAAAAAUUCAACGCAAAGCGCCAACAACUCCAUUUGUUCUCUCGCAAGUUCAAACUUUUACAGAAACUGAAGGGAAGUCCAUGAUAGAGCAUUUAGUGGGAAUGGCAAAGCAUUGGGAACUAAAAAGAAAGGUUUGCAAAGUAAUUGAUAUGCUGGGAAAUUCUAUAAGAGAUCCAUACAUGCAAGCACAUUGGUCAACCGUUGGCAGUCCUAUGGAAACAAGUGUAUGUAUUGUUAUUACAAGUGCAGGUUAUGAAGCUUGCAAUAGGACUUUAGUCAAUAUGACUGUUGGUACAGAUAAUGUGAAAGCAGUACAGAAAGAUGGACAUGCAGUAUAUUUAUCUUCAAAUUUCCACCAUAUACAUGAUUAUCUUCUUUCUCUGUUAUGUUCGCAUCAACUAAAUACCAUACAAGAAUUAUGUAAUAUUUUGGGUUGGACCAUUCAACACUUCUCCCUACACUCGGGUAUUGGACACAAAACUGCAUUUGGAAGCGCUGGAACUCUAAUGGCUGCUUCUCGUAGUGGUAAUUCUGCAAUAUCCGUUCGUUGUUGGAUCGAACGUAAGAAUGGUCGAUCUGUACCAGAUGAUCAAAUUUGUUAUGUGGUACACGAGCAAACUAUUCAUCCAGACACUUUGGAAGGUGAAUUCUUGAGUCAAUCAUCUUACCAAUACUCUGAGCAAAGCUCGAUUCAGAAUCCAAAAUGGUCGCUCGUCGGUGCUGAAUGGCGACAGGUAGAUUGGAUAAAAUUAUAUGGAAAGUUUUUCAUUUCUAAAGUGGAGAGUUUGUUGACAUUUUCAAAUACUAAUUAAUGAAAUGUGAAGCAUGUGUUAUCACUAUAUAGAUUCUAUGCACCAAUUUGUGCCAUUUAUGUGGGAUCGCUGCCAACUCCCCAUGCAGUUUGGUUCAUGUUGCCUACAUAUGAAAAACAAAAAUAUUUUGUGGAAUAUGUGGGGAGAAUUACAGAUGGUUGGAAACUUUUUGUGCAUAUAUUUUCAACAAAAGUGUACUCGACUCUUCUGCACCUUAAGUAGAAGCUAUUCUGGUCAUUUCAUGUUCUGACAGUUACGCCUGCCAUUCCCAGCUGUU